AUGACCGCAACUACGAGUCGUCGUGGUCACGCUUCUUCUACUGCACACAAGAAGCAUGCCCAUCUCUCAGANAGCAAAAAGGACAAGAAAGAAAAGAAACAUGUCACGACCAAUGCCAUCUUCAAGUCGAAACCCGAUCGAAACCACAAGCGCGUCGAAGCACCGUCUAAAAGCAAGAGAAGUGACCUGGGCAAAAGCCGUCGCCGCCGCAAACCUUCGUCGUCUCCACCGCCUAGGAAGAAAUACACUCUCGCUGACGAGUCAAAUGGUAUGGCAGUGGAACCGCUCAACUGUUUCUAUUGGCUGCUUGCUGAUGUUUCUUANGAGAUUCUCAACAGCUACAGAGGUCAUGUCGCCGAUGACUCUGAGCAGAUGAUUGCCAGUGCCUAUAAAGAUCUCAUCCAACAACUUGAUCGAACCACGCUCGGACCCGAUGCUCUGAGUACUCGCAUCGCACAAGCUAUCGAAGCUGCCCAAGACAUCUGCAACCCACUCACCGAUGAACUUGUCACUGCCCACUUCACAGACAAUGCUGGCAAUUUUCUCAGUAAGGAACACAUCCCUAUCGGCCUUACUGUUAAACGAUUCGAGGUGACACUUCAGAAGACGAAGAACAAUAUCGAGACUCUCUGGGAGGAAUGGGAAGACAACCGCCGCGAGAUUGCCGAGAUUGGUGCCCAGGUUCUUCAUGAUAAAAAGUUCCCCUCUCAAUUUGGCCUCGAGGACAUGGGUGGUCAGUUUAGCCCAAUGGCCCACACAAACCCCGAGGUUGAGAGUCUUCGCAGACUGAUCCAGAGAGAGAACGACAAGGCGCACAAGGAGCUCGACCAGGAAGCCAAGGACAGCAUUAACAAGCACAAGGAGUUCCAGACCAUGUGGGUCUCGUGGCUGAAGGACGAGCUCAACUGA
This is a messenger RNA of Aureobasidium uvarum, 909 nucleotides long. Lineage: Eukaryota; Fungi; Ascomycota; Dothideomycetes; Dothideales; Saccotheciaceae. The record is from the annotation of a GenBank genome assembly.